Molecule: messenger RNA, 1219 nt
Organism: Harmonia axyridis
Lineage: Eukaryota; Metazoa; Arthropoda; Insecta; Coleoptera; Coccinellidae
Product: dual specificity protein phosphatase 22
Exons: 7
Coding region: 147-1109 (320 amino acids)
Biological process (GO): protein dephosphorylation
Cellular component (GO): cytosol
Molecular function (GO): protein tyrosine/serine/threonine phosphatase activity
Source: RefSeq, a predicted model, not a curated record
AUCGAAAUGAAUGUCAAAACAUAACCUAUGAUUAUAACCUCACAAAUUAUCAUUGGAGAAAAUAAUUCAUUGUCAAAAUUGAUUUAGAAGCAUUCCUUUCAGCUCAUAAUCAUUUUGAUUAGUGUGACUUCGAGAUAUAUUUGGAUAUGUUCUCUGAUUUCAUUUCAUUUUCUGGAGAAAAAAUAACUGAAUUUGAAUUCGGCUGUUCGAAGGUGCUGCCAGGGCUUUACGUGGGAAACUAUAGAGACUCCAAAGAUGCAAAUCAAUUAAACAAGAACAAAAUCACCCACAUCCUAGCAAUACAUGACACAGCCAGAAGAAUACACUCGGAUAAACACUAUCUCUGUGUUAUGGCAUCCGAUUCACCCGACCAAAACCUAGCACAAUAUUUCUCUCUAUGUAACGACUUCAUCCAUGCCGCUCGGCUACGUGGCGGCAACGUUCUCAUACACUGCCUUGCUGGUAUGUCACGCAGCGUGACCGUAGCUGUUGCCUACAUCAUGACUGUAACGAACCUCAACUGGAAGGAAGCCCUGAAGGUCGUCAAAGCCGGUAGAUCUGUUGCUAAUCCGAACUUGGGUUUCCAAAAACAGCUUCAGGAAUUCGAGUCCCUAAGGAUCGGUGAGGAACGUAGAAGACUCAAAGAGAGAUAUCCCAGUUUGGCACUGGUUAAGGCGGAUCGGGAGCAAUGUAUGCUAAUGUUGGAAAAUUAUGAAGAACUUUUGCAGUCAAGGUCAAUUUGCGAAGGUCGAUGUGCCUUGGGCGAGGAGUGCCCUACAGGUCUAUGCCGGUCCACCCCACAGCGAAAGAGGUCAAGCCGUAAUUCCGUCCGGUCAAAGUCCGAAAUUACUAGAAGUCCGAGCACAAUGAGCAAUAAAAGCACGAGCAGUACCCCUGCAAACUCUUCCAGACCCAGGUCUGGCCCACCAGGCCUCAGGAGUUAUACCGGAUCAACACCACCAUCUAGAUCUGGAUCUAGAGUGGAAUUAUCUUCUGGUUCUCGAACAACGCCUUCCACCCCACAAGGAAGCCCACCAAUUUCGCCGAAAAGAUCUCUUAAAAAAACCAUAUCGGUUCCACUAGCCGUACAUGAAGACGAGGACUUAUAGCAGAAGGUAGUCAAUAGUAAUUCAAGGCAAUAUUCAAACGUUGAUCAUAGCCAAAAAUGAAACAGAAACUCUUUCUUCUUUCUUGUAGAAGUACAAAUUGUAAGACACCA